GGAUUUCGAGCCUUUCUCUCGCGAGGUUUUUGCAGUACCGGAGUCAGCUGUGGUGGCUGCUUGCGGGGUGAGAGGAGGUGGUUCUGUCGCGGUUUUCCAGAAAGUCUGCGCCAAGCUCAGAGGCGUUAAGUAUACAGAAAAAUGGAGUAUAUGACAGAAUCUGUCACCUGCACACCUGGACACAUCUUGUGCUGCGAUUGUGGUGUCCCAAUUAGUCCAAAUCCUGCCAAUAUUUGUGUGGCCUGUCUGCGAAGUAAAGUAGAUAUCAGCCAAGGCAUUCCAAAACAAGUGUCUAUAUCUUUCUGCAAACAAUGCCAAAGAUAUUUCCAGCCACCAGGAACUUGGAUACAGUGUGCGUUAGAAUCCAGGGAACUUCUUGCUUUGUGUUUGAAAAAAAUCAAAGCCCCUCUGAGUAAGGUGCGGCUUGUAGAUGCAAGUUUUGUUUGGACUGAACCCCAUUCCAAGAGACUUAAAGUUAAACUAACUAUUCAGAAAGAGGUGAUGAAUGGUGCUAUCCUUCAGCAAGUGUUUGUGGUGGAUUAUGUUGUUCAACCCCAAAUGUGUGGAGACUGCCAUAGAGUAGAAGCUAAGGAUUUCUGGAAGGCUGUGGUUCAAGUGAGGCAAAAGACUUUGCACAAAAAAACUUUCUACUACCUGGAACAGUUGAUUUUGAAAUAUGGGAUGCACCAGAAUACACUUCGUAUCAAAGAGAUUCAUGAUGGUCUGGAUUUCUAUUAUUCCUCAAAACAACAUGCUCAGAAGAUGGUAGAAUUUCUCCAGUGUACGGUUCCCACUAGAUACAAAGCUUCACAGAGACUCAUCUCUCAGGAUAUCCACAGUAACACAUACAAUUACAAAAGCACUUUUUCUGUGGAAAUUGUUCCAAUAUGCAAGGAUAAUGUUGUUUGUCUGUCUUCGAAACUGGCACAAAGCCUGGGAAACAUGAACCAGAUUUGUGUGUGUAUUCGAGUAACCAGCGUUAUCCACCUCAUAGAUCCAAAUACCCUACAAGUUGCAGAUAUUGAUGGGAACACUUUUUGGAGUCAUCCUUUUAAUAGUUUAUGCCAUCCCAGACAGCUAGAGGAGUUUAUUGUUAUGGAUUGCAGCAUAGUACGAGAUCUAAAACGCAGUGCAGGUGCUGGAAUGAUAUCCAAAAAGCAUACCCUCGGAGAAGUCUGGGUACAGAAAACAUCUGAAAUGAAUACAGAUAAACAGUAUUUUUGCCGCACUCAUUUGGGACAUCUUCUAAAUCCUGGAGACCUGGUGUUGGGGUUUGAUUUGGCCAACUGUAACUUAAAUGAUGAGCAUGUCAAUAAAAUGAAAUCAGAUAGAAUCCCAGAUGUGGUAUUAAUCAAGAAGAGCUAUGACCGUACCAAACGUCAACGUCGUAGAAACUGGAAACUAAAAGAGCUUGCAAAAGAGAGAGAAAACAUGGAUGCAGAUAAUGAAAGGCAAUACCAAGAUUUCCUUGAAGAUCUUGAAGAAGAUGAGGCAAUUAGAAAAAAUGUAAACAUUUACAGAGAUUCAACCAUUCCGGUGGAAAGUGACACAGAUGAUGAAGGAGCACCUCGUAUUAGUCUGGCGGAGAUGCUUGAAGACCUUCACAUUUCCCAGGAUGCUACUGGUGAAGAAGGUGAAUCAAUGAUGACAUAAUGAGAUAAUGUUGUAGAUGGUUUCCACAUCCUUAGGCUCAGGAUGUUAGAUGGAAUAACUUUUUGUUUUUUCUGUCUAUGCUUUCAUAUUGAGAAGGAGAAAUUUAGUUUUAAACCUGACUAAAUAUGACUAUUUUGAUUGCUCACUUGAAGACUGGAAAAAGAUUGAUGGCUUUGAAGCUUUAGAUAAAAGAUUAUGGAGAAUGUAAUUAUUGCUGAUAUUUAGGCCAUUUUAUGUAUGGAGUUUUAUGGGCUUGCUUUUUUAUGAGACGAUAGUAUUUUCACAUACUAUAACUCUGGGUUUAAAAGCUGACAAGUUGUGAUUCCUUGGAGGUUACCUAAAUCCUCAAGCAUAUAACAAGCUUUUACAUUCUUUUUAUAUUAAUUGCUUUAGUAAAAGAGUAUAUGAGAAAUAAUUUUUAAUAUGAAUUUGCCACGCACGUUGAUCCACUUUAGAUCAUUUUUAUAUCCUUGGAAUAGGGAAGUUGGAGUUCAGUUUAUCAUUGGACAUUCAAUAGGAAAGUUAAUCUUUUUCAAUUCACAAUAUUUACUUCUUUGAAAGCCGGAGGUUAUCUUAAUUUUUAAUGCAGAAGAAAGUAUAUUUAAAAUAUUUGUGGAUUUGUAGCAAACGUAGACUAUUUAAAGGUUAAAGAGCAGUUUAUACCUUUGUUGUUUUGGUCUGUGCCAGCAGCUUAGUGCAGUAGCUGCUUAUGUCAUAAAAAUGUCUUCCUAUCACUUCAAAGGUUUUGCUUUUAAAAUUUUGAUUUACAAAUUGAGAAGGAAUUCUUUUUCUGUAAGUUUCUAUCAUUGAAUGAAUGUAUCAUCAUCAAAAAGAAUAUUAGAAUCCAGCAGAUAGAUGAAGAAGUAACAAAAAUGAUCUUCAUGCUUUAUAAAACUGCAAAUCAGAUAUGAAUGAGGAAUGCCUUCCACAUCCUUGAAGGAGAAGCCUUGGCUUGGGUUUUAAAGUGUUCUGAAAAUGAAGUAUUAAGAUCCUAUUCCUAUAAGCAAGAUUGGACUUACUAAGCAUGCCAGAACUAAGAGCUAAUUCAUAAAUUCUGUAUACACCACUAAAUAAGGGAAUUGAGUAAGUGCUGAAUGGGACCACUUCCCUUUAUAAGAUUCGACUCCCUAAUUGAGAAGUUCUGAAUAAAACCGUAUGCUUUCUGAGGUGGCUCCUUUUCUGUCUUCAUAUUUAAAGUUUUUAUAUGUGGUAUGUGUUUACCUCUUCUAUGUGAAGAGUUUAAAAAGCAUGAAAAUAAAAAUGUUCUCCCCA
Messenger RNA from Camelus dromedarius (Arabian camel), 2925 nucleotides. RefSeq names its product NMD3 ribosome export adaptor (gene NMD3). NCBI's taxonomy places the organism in Eukaryota, Metazoa, Chordata, Mammalia, Artiodactyla, Camelidae. Gene Ontology annotation, biological process: ribosomal large subunit export from nucleus. Gene Ontology annotation, molecular function: ribosomal large subunit binding. Gene Ontology annotation, cellular component: cytoplasm; nucleus. The record is from RefSeq and is a predicted model, not a curated record. The transcript is spliced from 16 exons. The coding region runs from base 142 to 1653 and encodes 503 amino acids.